GGCGGGCCCGGGGGGGCGGGCCGCCUGGUAACCCCUCCCUGUCCGGGCCCCGCCGCCGAGCAGGGGGCGGGGCCCGCCGGCUGACCCCUUGCCCCCUCCCGGCCUCCGGCCUCCACCCCUUCCGGGAUCCCCGUCCCUGGACUCCCAGGGAUCCGGGAGGGAGCUCUGGCCCUGAGGUCUCCGCCCUCAGCCCCCAGCCCGUCGGGGCUGAGCCGACCAGCCCACCCACUUCCGCGAGGGUGCAGGGGCGGGAUCACGACACGGGCCGUCUGCCCGGGGGCGGAGCUUUUCCUUAGGGGUAAGAGCAACGCAUCCCGAACUGGACUGGCGGGGGACAAGGCGGCGGGUUGUAAAGGCUGGGGUGGGAGGAGGCUUAGGGUAUUGGGGUCAGGGUGGCAUUAGCCCAGCUCAAGCCGGGCUGGGCUGAUUCAGCAUCCUGCGCCGGCCAGCCCUCAUCCCCGACAGCUCUGCACUCCCCUGGGCAGAGAUGGGAGAUGGCGCCGGUGUUGCCCCUGGUGCUGCCCCUCCAGCCCCGCAUCCGUCUGGCUCAGGGGCUCUGGCUCCUCUCCUGGCUUCUGGCACUGGCCGGUGGCCUCACCCUCCUCUGUAGCGGGCACCUCCUGGUCCAGCUGAGGCACCUUGGCACCUUCCUGGCUCCCUCCUGCCCGUUCACUGUCUUGCCUCAGGCUGCCCUGGCAGCGGGUGUAAUGGCUCUGGGCACAGGACUGGGUGGUGCAGGAGCCAGCCGGGCAAGUCUGGAUGCAGCUCGAUACCCUCCCUGGCGAGGGGUCCUGAGCCCACUGCUGGUGGCUGGCACUGCUAUAGGCGGGGGACUCCUGGUCCUUGCCUUGGGGCUAGCCCUGGGUUUGCCUGGGACUCUGGAUGUGGGGCUGGAGGAGGGUCUGAAGACUGCGUUGGCUCACUACAAGGACACAGAGGUGCCCGGGCACUGUCAUGCCAAACGGCUGAUGGAUGAGCUGCAGCUGAAGCACCACUGCUGCGGGCGCCAUGGGUACAAAGAUUGGUUUGGGGUCCAGUGGGUCAGCAGCCGUUAUCUGGACCCCAGUGACCAGGACGUGGUUGACCGGAUCCAGAGCAAUGUGGAAGGCCUAUACCUUACUGAUGGGGUCCCUUUCUCCUGCUGCAACCCUCACUCACCCCGGCCUUGCCUACAAAGCCGACUCGCAGACCCCUAUGCCCAUCCCCUCUUUGAUCCCCGACAGCCCAACCUAAACCUCUGGGCCCAAGGGUGCCACGCGGUGCUGCUGGGGCACCUGCAGGGCUUGGCGAGCACACUGGGCAGCAUGCUGGCUGUGACUUUCCUGCUGCAGGCUCUGGUGCUCCUCGGCCUGCGGUACCUGCAAACAGCGCUGGAGGGGCUUGGCGGGGUUAUCGAUGGGGAAGGAGAGACCCAGGGCUAUCUCUUUCCGGGUGGGCUGAAAGACAUGCUAAAAACAGCAUGGCUGCAGGGAAGGGCUGCCCACAGGCCAGCACCUGAGCAGGCCCCACCAGAAGAGGCACCUCCUAAGGAGGAUAUACCUGAGGCCUAGUGGCCUGGAGCUUGGGGGUGGGAUGGGGAGGAGGGGAAGAGGGAGGGAUGGACAAGGCUGAAAACCUCACAACUCCUUACCAAGGCUCCAAGUUAGGGGGGUGGGGGGGGUGUCUCUGGGAUUAGAGAGGUUAAAGAUAGUCAACAAGCUGGACUGGCAUGAGAGAGAAAACCAGGUGUCCCAGGGCCCAGCUCUUGUGGCCAGAACCACCAGGGAACAGAAAAGAAGAGGGUGAUGAGUAAGUGACACAGGAAGGACUGGAGACUGCUGUUGGUGCAUGGACUCAAUAAAGCCUUUGGAUGGUA
Galeopterus variegatus (Sunda flying lemur) is the source of this 1855-nucleotide messenger RNA. RefSeq names its product retinal outer segment membrane protein 1 (gene ROM1). Gene Ontology annotation, biological process: visual perception. The transcript is spliced from 3 exons. The record is from RefSeq and is a predicted model, not a curated record. NCBI's taxonomy places the organism in Eukaryota, Metazoa, Chordata, Mammalia, Dermoptera, Cynocephalidae. Gene Ontology annotation, cellular component: membrane. The coding region runs from base 495 to 1550 and encodes 351 amino acids.